Erinaceus europaeus (western European hedgehog) is the source of this 969-nucleotide messenger RNA. RefSeq names its product peptidylprolyl isomerase B (gene PPIB). The transcript is spliced from 5 exons. The record is from RefSeq and is a predicted model, not a curated record. Gene Ontology annotation, biological process: protein folding; protein peptidyl-prolyl isomerization. Gene Ontology annotation, cellular component: intracellular membrane-bounded organelle. Gene Ontology annotation, molecular function: peptidyl-prolyl cis-trans isomerase activity. Lineage: Eukaryota; Metazoa; Chordata; Mammalia; Eulipotyphla; Erinaceidae. The coding region runs from base 118 to 768 and encodes 216 amino acids.
CGAGGCAGGAGAUGCCGCGGUCCCCCCCGGCCGCGCCCGGUGGGGGCGCCUGAGUCCGGGCUGCCGCUCCCCGCCCUUUCCGGCGUCGGCGGCCCGGCUGCGCCCGCUGCUCCGUGAAUGCUGCGCCUGUCGGAGAGGAACAUGAAGGUGCUAUUCGUCGCCGCGCUCGUGGUGGGCUCCGUCGUCUUCCUGCUGCUGCCCGGGCCGUCCGCCGCAGACGAGAAGAAGAAGGGACCCAAAGUCACCGUCAAGGUGUACUUCGACCUGCGCAUGGGAGAUGAGGACAUAGGCCGGGUGGUCAUCGGCCUCUUCGGCAAGACUGUCCCCAAGACGGUGGAGAACUUUGUGACCUUGGCUACGGGAGAGAAAGGGUUUGGCUACAAGAACAGCAAAUUCCACAGAGUCAUCAAGGACUUCAUGAUCCAGGGUGGCGAUUUCACCCGGGGAGACGGCACCGGAGGGAAGAGCAUCUACGGCGAGCGCUUCCCCGACGAGAACUUCAAGCUGAAGCACUACGGGCCCGGCUGGGUGAGCAUGGCCAACGCUGGCAAGGACACCAACGGCUCCCAGUUCUUCAUCACCACUGUCAAGACGUCCUGGCUGGACGGCAAGCACGUGGUCUUCGGGAAGGUGCUGGAAGGCAUGGAGGUCGUGCGGCAGGUGGAGAGCACCAAGACAGACGGUCGGGACAAGCCCCUGAAGGACGUGACCAUCGCCGACUGCGGCAAGAUCGAGGUGGAGAAGCCCUUUGCCAUCGCCAAGGAGUAGACGGGACUGGUCCCCAUCCCCGAGCCACCGUCCACGCGGCCCUGGGUGUAGACGGCCCCUGCAGGGCACCGAACUGCCCUCUGGCGGCAUCUGGAGGCCGGCUGGACCCGCCCUGCACAGUCUGAAGCCCGCCGCCCUCCUGCCAUUUUAUAAGCGGCCACCAGUGGCACCCAAUAAAAACCAAGGUGGGUUUUUUUAUAA